This is a messenger RNA of Rubroshorea leprosula, 603 nucleotides long. NCBI's taxonomy places the organism in Eukaryota, Viridiplantae, Streptophyta, Magnoliopsida, Malvales, Dipterocarpaceae. The record is from the annotation of a GenBank genome assembly.
UCAUUAGACUCCAUUUCAUUAGAAGUAUACUAUGGUACAUAAAACUCUUUAGAAUGCCUAAAAAUUCUCAAAGUUCCAUUUCAUGCAGUCCCCUUGCAUGUUUUCGCAACCCUCCUGGAACCAUAACAUACCAUGUCCAGGAAAACGAGUGCGGCCAGAGCAACGAGAAGACCACUAAACUUGAUGAAUGCAACCAGGGUGUCAGGAUCCUCGGAGAUUCCGUGAUGGUGAUGGCGUAUUCAACGGACCCGUACGUCCGGUUCCGGCAGGCUAUGACGGAGAUAUUGAAGUACAGAUUAGAGAAGAGGAUGGUGGUUGACUGGGAGUACUUGGAAGAGCUUCUGACUUGUUACAUGGAGCUUAAUGAGAGGAAGUGAGGAACUGCCAUGGGGAUAUAUUAAUGGUUUAUGUAGAUGUAGUUACGGAAUUCUAUCUGCCAGGGAUGUAAUCCACUCUAAGUUUGAACUUGUAGUGUCUCAGUUAACUUUAGUUAAGAUAGUAACUUUAGUUAACUUUAGGCUAGGAUUCAUUUAUUAAAAAAAAAUUAGAAGUUACUAUUAUAAUGUUUUUGUUUUCUACUUUUGAUAAAUGUGUUUAUUUUUU